Messenger RNA from Fusarium proliferatum ET1, 1695 nucleotides. RefSeq lists its product as uncharacterized. Gene Ontology annotation, molecular function: protein tyrosine phosphatase activity. The record is from RefSeq and is a predicted model, not a curated record. Lineage: Eukaryota; Fungi; Ascomycota; Sordariomycetes; Hypocreales; Nectriaceae. Gene Ontology annotation, cellular component: cytoplasm; nucleus. The coding region runs from base 1 to 1695 and encodes 564 amino acids. The transcript is spliced from 4 exons. Gene Ontology annotation, biological process: positive regulation of G2/MI transition of meiotic cell cycle; positive regulation of G2/M transition of mitotic cell cycle; G2/M transition of mitotic cell cycle.
AUGGAAGCCUCUUCCCCUCUGGCGGCAUUACACCGCCCGUCAAUGCUCCCUAGUUGGGGUAGUCGAGAUGUCUUUCGCGGGCACCCUCAUUACUCUACAUCAUCUGUCACAUCCGCAAGCAUGAGUCUGCGCGAGCAGAUGCACAAGCACUCUGGAGACUAUUUCAACGUCAAGGACGUACGAGGCUCCUCGCCCGCUGCGAGUUUGGCUGCUGAUCUUUCCCAGAACUUCCGACUUGACAGCGAUUCGAGUCCUCAGUUCCCCACUCCCAGAAGAGCACUCUUCACGGCUGGCAUGAUGGGCAGCUUGGAAGGUCGAGAUUCAGUCACAACUCCCCCAUUACCAUCCUCGUCGCCUGCCCCACUGGCCGAGCUCAAGGAGUUGAUGGAGGUGUCACCUCUGCCUCACAAGACACCUUUCUUCACCCAGUUCGAGAUAACUUCUCCAACUCCGGGGUCGACACCAGCCGCUGACGAUGAAAUGAUUCUUGAUUCCCCGGCUCCUAUCUCUAGGCAGUCUUCCUUGGAACCUCCCAAGCCCAUCAUGGCUGAAAACCGUAGAAUAGCUGUCCCACGAAGACCAUCCCUAACCCGGAUGAAGGGUUUCAGUACCACGGCCGUACCCAGUCGCCAGGCUGACACGGAGCUGCCUCCGUUCCGCUUCGGUGCUGGCUCUCGCCUGAACCAUACCAGCUCCAACCUGUCUCUCAGCGAAUGUUUCGAGUCGACAUCACCACCUCAGGAGCGCAGACCCGCAUCUGCCAACAGUCCAUGCCCUGGUCUUUCUAUCGGCCGCACUAGACCCCAAUUCCUCAACUUCAAUGCAUGCUCUCGCGUCAAUGGCUCUCCUUCCAUGAACUCCCAUUCCCGGCGACAGUCCAAUCCCUUUCUCAGGAAUCGAAAGCAGUUCCGUCGGUCAUUAAGCAUGUUCGAGCAUCCUGCUGACAUAAUGAAGAGCAAUUCAGAGGGAGAGGAGACCACCUCUUCCGCGCUUCAAUCGGUUAUGGAUGUGGAGGAGGCUCAAGAGCCCGUCCUCCCCCAUUUCCUUUUGGAAGAUCCCACCGAUACCAUUCCUCGCAUCACUCGAGAGACACUCGUCGACGUCUUGGAUGGCAAGUACAGCUCCCACUUCGACCAGAAGAUCGUGAUCGACUGCCGGUUUGAGUAUGAAUAUGAGGGCGGCCACAUUGAUGGUGCUGUCAACUACAAUGAUAAGGACCUGCUCACAAAUCAGCUCUUCCAGACUCCUAUGGAUGGGCGGACGCUUCUCAUCUUCCACUGCGAGUAUUCAGCCCACCGUGCCCCCCUGAUGGCUCGUCAUGUUCGAUCUGAGGACCGCACCGUGAAUGCUGAGUUCUACCCCAAACUUACAUAUCCCGAAGUCUACAUUUUAGACGGUGGGUAUUCGGGCUUCUUUACCGAACACCGGGGUCGUUGCUAUCCUCAAGAAUACGUUGAGAUGUCUGAUGAGGCUCACCAGCGCACUUGCGAACGCGAAAUGGGCCGAUUGAAAUCUCGUAAAGGUCUCAGCCGCGCCGCGACUUUCGCUUUUGGCCAACGUGAGCCUUGUGUAGACGAGUCACCUACUGCUCCCAGCAGGCCUCAGUCACGAACUCUCCAUGCACCAAUCUCCCUCCUUGGUGCCUCCCCCAUCAUUGGCGACCGAUCACAUGCUCGCCGUAUGGCCUCUUAUUAG